Molecule: messenger RNA, 3109 nt
Organism: Hippocampus comes (tiger tail seahorse)
Lineage: Eukaryota; Metazoa; Chordata; Actinopteri; Syngnathiformes; Syngnathidae
Gene: gtf3c3
Product: general transcription factor IIIC, polypeptide 3
Exons: 19
Coding region: 146-2965 (939 amino acids)
Biological process (GO): transcription by RNA polymerase III
Cellular component (GO): transcription factor TFIIIC complex
Molecular function (GO): protein binding
Source: RefSeq, a predicted model, not a curated record
UUGUGCUCCCGGAAGCAAAAUGAAAGUAACGUAUAAGCAAGCGCGCUUCCCUACGGAAACGUAAACGUGAAAGCGUUGAUGGGGUUAUAAUGUGAUUUGAUAGUUGUUUGAGUUGGCUGUGAAAUAGCAGCCAAAGCAAAGCAAGAUGUCAGGGUUCAGCGCUGAACUUAUCGACUACCUAGAAGGGAGGAUUACAUUUGAGGAGUUUGACAGGAGGAGAGACGAGAGGAAAGCCAAGGAGGCAGAAGCGUCAGUUGAAAAUGAGGAGGUGGCGCAGCCUUCCACCUCGACAGACAUCCAUGUGAAAACUGAAGAAGGAAUCAGCCCUGAUGUUCUGCAAGCCUUUGCCUCAAUGCUUGGAGAAUCCACCGACCAAGUAUUGUCGGAUGAGGAUAAUGACAGCUUGGGCUAUGUUGACGACAAGAAUGACGAAGAUUUCGCAGUGGAGGAGGAAGAGGACGAAGAAGAAGAAGAGGAGGAGGAGGACGAUGACGACGAUGACAAGCAAAAGGAAAAGUUGAAAUUGAAAGUGAAGGGUAAGAAACCGAGCGUGAGGAAAAAGUUUGAAAGUGAAGACCAGGAACGUGAGGACAUGACAGUUGGAGACGUGCUUGCGCUGGAGAUGGAGCUAAACCGCGAAAACAAGAAAAUGAUGAAGGAACGACGCAGCCGCAGUAAACUUCCCCGGGCGCUCAGAGGCCUGAUGGGUGAGGCGAACAUUCGCUACGCCAGAGGAGAGAAAGCCGAUGCCAUCGCCAUGUGUAUGGAGAUCAUACGACAAGCGCCGCUGGCUUACGAUCCUUUCUCCACGCUGGCCAUGAUCUACGAGGACGAAGGCGACAUGGACAAAGCGCUGCAGUUCAGCUUGAUCGCCGCCCACUUGAACCCGUCCGACUGCGAGGAGUGGAUCAGGCUCGCCGAGGUCUCGCUGGAACAGGACAACGUGCGGCAAGCUCUAGUCUGCUACAACAAAGCCGUCAAGUACGCUCCCACAAACGUGCGCUACCUGUGGGACCGCUGCAGCCUCCUCAUGCGUCUGGGGGAGCACAGGCAGUGCAUGGAUGGCUACCGCAGAAUUCUCUCCCUGCUGCCGAUGGAGGAGGGCGAGCACUUCAUGCAGCUCUCCAAGGACAUGGCCAAGAGUUAUUAUGAAAGUGGCGACCUGCCUUCGGCGCUCGGUGUAAUUGAGGCGGCUCUGGCACGACACCCCAACCUGGUCAGCGAUGACAUCGUCAACAUGGCCGCUGAGCUCUACAUCACCGACCAUCAAUACGACAAGGCUUUGCAGGUCUUGGUCCGUUUUGUGGGUGUGGUUCUAAUCCGGGAUGAAAGUCACUCGGAGACCCCCAGUAAAGAUGAGAAUACGCCAGAGAAGACAUUGAAGAAUGAGGAGGCGCAGCCUGCGAUCACAGCAGAAACGGAAUCGGCGGACACGUCCGAAAUCAAGGAUGUGCAGUUUCCGGACGGCAUUCCGGUGGACCUGAAGGCCAAGCUGAUUGUCUGCCUCAUCCAUAAGGGCAUCUGCGCGCCACUGGAGGCGCUGGUGUCCUCACUGAUGGAGCAAAGCGCAGAGGAGAUCGGAGACUUAUACCUGGACGUGGGGGAGGCCUACCUGGACAAGGGAGCCUACCUGGCCGCUCUACCUUUGCUGUCUGCGCUUGUCAUUUCGGAGAAAUACAACCUGGCCGUCGUCUGGCUUCGACACGCAGAGUGCCUGAAGGCAUUGGGCGAAAUGAACGCGGCGGCCGAAAGCUUCACAAAGGUGGUGGAGUUGGCGCCGCAACAUCUCGAGGCGCGGCUGACGCUGGCCACCCUGCAGCAGCAGCUCGGUCGGCCGGAGUGUGCCCUCAAAGCGCUGGAGUCCAUGUACGACAACGACACGCUUGCACAAGACUCGUCUGCGGCACAAAAGGAACUCAAGCUGCUCCUGCAUCGGUCCACGCUACUGAAAACGCAGGGACUCAUCCAGCACUACUUGGAUGCCGUCAUCACGAUGAUGUCCAUGCUGCUCAAGGUGGCCAUGCAGCGCGCCAACGUGUGCGUGCGCUCUGUCGUCACGUCGGGAGAGACUCAUCUGCGCUUGGUGAAGGUCGGGAAUGUGUUGUCGGACAUCGAUGACCAGGAAGCGGCCUAUUUGGAAAUCACAUGUAAAACCAAAAUCCUGUCCAAAGAGGACUGGUGGCAACUGCUGCUGAGCUGCGUCCUGACACUCUGCGACGUGCAACGCUACGAAGAGGCGGAGCUAAUGGUCGAGUCCGCCAUGGAGUUCUACUCCUUCUACGACAUCAAACCCAGAAGGAAGGAGCUGGAGUUCCUCGGCCUGUCGGCCAGCAUCCUGGACCGCGACCACCACAAGGCCUACAACUACAUCAGAUUGAUGCUGAUGGAUAAUGUGGAUCAGCCUCAGCUUUGGAAUAUAUUUAACCAGCUGACGAUAUCCUCCCACCACCAACGUCAUCAUCGCUUCUGCCUGCGUCUGCUUUUGAAACAUCCCGAAAACCAUGCCCUCUGCAUCCUCUGCGGACACAACGCCAUGGUGUCGGGCAGCUUUAAACACGCCCUGGCCCAGUACGUCCAGGCCUUCCAGUCUCGGCCUGACGACCCGCUCCUCAACCUGUUUGUGGGCCUCACCUUUUUCCACAUGGCAGCCCAGAAAUUUGUGGCAAAGAGGCACCCACUGGUUGUUCAGGGUUUCUCCUUCCUGUGGCGGUACGUGGAACUGCGUGGGGAGUGUCAGGAGAGCAUGUAUAACAUGGGCAGGGCAUUGCACCAGAUGGGCCUUACACAUUUAGCCAUCCAUUAUUACCAGAAGACUCUUCGACUGCCUGUCCAGAAACUCGAGGGUAUCGCCGAUGACCAAGUGGAUCUGAGGAGAGAGGCCGCCUUCAAUCUCUCCCUCAUCUACCAGGCCAGCGGCAACGUUGAGAUGGCCCACCAACUCAUCACCACCCACUGCGUCAUCUGACCGCGGGCCAGCCAGGCCCGCAACUAAAAGCGUUCGUAUCGGCAGUUUUGAAUUACACCUGCAACAUGAACUGUGAUCAGGUCGGAGGUUGUGUUAUUUACAUUUAAACAUUUGAAGUAUAAAAGUUUAAUUUAUUUCAUCAAA